Poecilia reticulata (guppy) is the source of this 1565-nucleotide messenger RNA. It is a transcript of the gene mcfd2, whose product is annotated as multiple coagulation factor deficiency 2, ER cargo receptor complex subunit. Gene Ontology annotation, molecular function: calcium ion binding. The record is from RefSeq and is a predicted model, not a curated record. NCBI's taxonomy places the organism in Eukaryota, Metazoa, Chordata, Actinopteri, Cyprinodontiformes, Poeciliidae.
CGGUACGGGAAGCUGCUUGGUCCAUUAUAGUUCUCAGCGCUUACCGUCGCUAACAGGAAAGCGAAGAAACAACACCUUAGCGGUUUGCAGCGGCCACACCGACUACUUGAAAGAUGAGGCGUCGUGCACAGUGGGGGGGUCUGAUCCUCUUCCUGUCCUGCUCUGUCCUGUGUGCUCACUCUCAGUUGUCUCCACACCAGCAGCAGCCUCCUCCUGUAGUGGGAGGCUCAGCUCAGAUAACUCGCCUUGACAGAAACAUGGUGCAAGACAAAGACCACAUCAUGGAGCACUUGGAAGGGGUCAUCGACAAACCUGAGAAAGACAUGACGCCCCAGGAGCUUCAGCUGCAUUAUUUUAAGAUGCACGACUACGAUGGGAACAACCUGCUGGACGGCCUGGAGUUGGCCACAGCGAUUACACAUGUACACAAAGAGGAGAGAGGGGAGAACAGCCAGCCAAUGAAGGAGGAGGAGCUCAUCGCGCUAAUCGACGAGGUCCUGAAGGACGACGACAAAAACAACGACGGGUACAUCGACUAUGCAGAGUUUGCCAAAUCGCUGGAGUAGAUCGCCUCGCUGUUUCUUCGUUUCCAAUCCUGGAGGAGAAUCCUGAAUGAGGGGAGAGGCGGCAAGCUGCGCCGUCUUUCACGGAAAUCAUCUUUGUAAUUUACAAAGCUUGUGACAGUUCUUUCCUACCAGAUGGAAUGUAAUUCCACCGAAUUACAAAACGGUAGCCUUUGUACCCUGUUUUUGUAGAUUGUGCCAUUUUUAAAGGGUCAGUUUAGCCAAAUUAUUUUUUUAUUCAGACGUUAGCGGCCUCUGCGCUACGUGUUUUCUACCAAAAGUACGCCAGCCAGCCACUGUACUGGAGUAAACAAACUGAUGAAGUAGUUUGGUUGGACUGACCCAACGGACCAGUUCAUUUCAAACUCAUACGCACUAUUUUAAAUUAAAUUCAACACACCAGCUGUUUGAGUCUCAACGUUUAGGACCAAAAUGAUUCCUUGUGAAGAUAAUUGGGUAAAUAUGUCAUUCUCACGACAACAGAUUAGAUUAGAUCAUCAGAGAAUGAAGGGUAAACCUUGUUUAAAUGACGAGCAGGUUAGUAGCGCCCCCUUCUGGUCAGCCGGAGGACGCACGGCUCUUCAUCAGUCGCAAUAGGAAUGUAAAGCAGAGCUGCAUCAGAUUCUGCAACGCUGAAUAAGCUAGACUGGAAGCACACUGGCAGACUCUUCUGCAGGCUGGAGUUUCAGGAAAGCACUUGAAUGCAACACGAUUCCUUCAGAUGUUAGCUGCCUUUUUUAAAACGCUCAGUUCACACGCAUCAGGUCGGGUUUGUUCAGUCCAUCUGCGUUUGCUUCAUAUGGAUGGAUUUGUUUUUUUUUUUUUUUGAUUGUUUGUUUUUACCAACCAGUGUUGAUUCUUCAAUCGGCUCUGAUUGUGGAGAGAAAUGACGUAAAGGUCAGGAAAUGUAGCUCUGGAAUGUGAAAAGAAAAGGGUUCUCUCUGUUACUUUAAGGUAAAUUAUGUUUGGUUCUGGUAGAUUAAACUCAUGAAAUCAAAUUCA